This is a messenger RNA of Zea mays, 1948 nucleotides long. It is a transcript of the gene pht10, whose product is annotated as phosphate transporter protein10. Bases 26 to 1789 code for a protein of 587 amino acids. The transcript has a single exon. Gene Ontology annotation, cellular component: membrane. Lineage: Eukaryota; Viridiplantae; Streptophyta; Magnoliopsida; Poales; Poaceae. Gene Ontology annotation, biological process: phosphate ion transport; transmembrane transport. Gene Ontology annotation, molecular function: phosphate transmembrane transporter activity. The record is from RefSeq and is marked validated.
GGCCGAAGAAGUUGCCUUCCAUGGAAUGGACGACUCGGCGCCGAGAAUAUCCUCACUUCCUCCUCACUAUACAUUGGCGGCGCACUCCUGCCUCCUCCGCAUCCACUAUAUUUGGCCGGGUUGGAGCAGCAGCGAUCGAUCGCCCGGGGCGCGGCCAAUGGCAAUGGCGGGCGGGCAGAACAUGCAGGUGCUCUCGGCACUGGACGGCGCCAAGACGCAGCGGUACCACUUCACGGCGAUCGUCGUGGCGGGGAUGGGCUUCUUCACCGACGCGUACGACCUCUUCUGCAUCUCCCUCGUCACCAAGCUCAUCGGCCGCAUCUACUACACCGUCGACGGCUCGCCCAGGCCGGGCAGCCUGCCGCCGCACGUGUCCGCGGCCGUCAACGGCGUGGCGUUCGUGGGAACGCUGUCAGGGCAGCUCUUCUUCGGCUGGCUCGGCGACAGGGUGGGCCGGAAGAGCGUGUACGGGAUGACGCUCCUGACGAUGGUCGUCUGCUCCGUCGCGUCAGGCCUCUCGUUCGGGCGCUCGCCGGCCUGCGUCAUGGCCACGCUCUGCUUCUUCCGCUUCUGGCUCGGGUUCGGCAUUGGCGGCGACUACCCGCUAUCGGCGACCAUCAUGUCGGAGUACGCCAACAAACGGACGCGGGGCGCGUUUGUCGCCGCCGUCUUCGCCAUGCAGGGGUUCGGCAUCCUGGCCGGCGGCGCCGUCGCCAUAGGCGUCACCGCGCUGUUCCGGAGCCGUUUCCCGGCGCCCCCCUACGACGUCGACCCCGCGGCGUCCACGCCGGCCGAGGCAGACCUGGUGUGGCGCAUCAUUCUCAUGUUCGGCGCCGUGCCCGCGGCGCUCACCUUCUACUCGCGCAUGAAGAUGCCCGAGACGGCGCGGUACACGGCGCUAGUAGCCAGGAACGCGGAGCGCGCCGCGGCGGACAUGUCCAGGGUGCUCCAGGUCGACAUCGGCAAUAAGGAGCAGCCGGGGGCAGAGGAAGAAGCGACGACGGGUACAGAGGCGCGGUUGCGCGGCGAACAGGAAGAAGCGACGACGGGGCCGCCGUUCGGGCUCUUCUCCCGCGAGUUUGCGCACCGGCACGGGCUCCACCUUGUGGGCACGGCGUCGACGUGGCUCCUCCUAGACAUCGCCUACUACUCGCAGAACCUGUUCCAGAAGGACAUCUUCAGUGCGGUGGGGUGGAUCCCGGCGGCGGAGACGAUAAGCGCGCUGGACGAGCUGUUCCACAUCGCGCGCGCGCAGACGCUGAUCGCGCUGUGCGGCACGGUGCCCGGGUACUGGUUCACUGUGGCGUUCAUCGACAUCGUGGGGCGGUUCGCGAUCCAGGCGGUGGGCUUCCUCAUGAUGACGGCCUUCAUGCUGGGGCUGGCCGUCCCGUACCGCCAGUGGACGCGCCCGGGCAACCAGACGGGGUUCGUGGUGAUGUACGCGCUCACCUUCUUCUUCGCCAACUUCGGGCCCAACGCCACGACCUUCAUCGUGCCUGCGGAAAUCUACCCGGCGCGGCUCCGCGCGACGUGCCACGGCAUCUCGGCGGCGUCGGGCAAGGUGGGCGCCAUCAUCGGGUCCUUCGGGUUCCUGUACCUGGCGCAGAGCCAGGACCCGGCCAAGACGGCGCACGGGUACGCGCCGGGCAUCGGCGUGCGCAACUCGCUGCUGCUGCUGGCCGGGUGCAGCUUCCUGGGGUUCCUGCUCACGUUCCUGGUGCCGGAGCCCAAGGGCAAGUCGCUCGAGGAGAUGUCGCGCGAGACGGAGCCGGGCGCCGCCGAGCCGUAAGAGAAGGGCCGCCCAUUCGUCCUCUCUGGCACCUGGAUGCGUUUGCGCGCGCGCAGUAUUAAGAUUUGUUAGGAAUAGUCACCUAGCUAGAAUUAUAUUCAUAGUGUCAGAUAAGAUAGGGUCAUCCAAUGUAUAAUGUAUUAAGAUUUGUUACUUGUC